Acanthopagrus latus (yellowfin seabream) is the source of this 5121-nucleotide messenger RNA. RefSeq names its product cartilage intermediate layer protein, nucleotide pyrophosphohydrolase. The record is from RefSeq and is a predicted model, not a curated record. The coding region runs from base 335 to 3829 and encodes 1164 amino acids. NCBI's taxonomy places the organism in Eukaryota, Metazoa, Chordata, Actinopteri, Spariformes, Sparidae. The transcript has 9 exons.
AAGGAUAAUAGUAUAAUCAAAAGACACUGUGGCAGCUGCUGAGAGAGGAGGGAGGGCUGCUGGAGGCAGGGAGGUAUAAAAGAGACAGUGAGGGAGUGUUUGGAAGCAGAUCGGAGAACAGAGGAGGAGAGAAAUGUGAGAGAGUGACAUAUAGUAAGAAAAAUAAAGGGAAAGCGUAAAAAGAGGACAUUCCUACACAAAGCUCUAAAACGGGAUUGCUCAUUCAUCAAGAAGGGAGGCUCUGCUGCUUGGACUCUCUUUGGAGUUCCUGGUGUGAGACACACGUUAGGAGAGGUGAAAGUUCGAGGGUCGGACAUUGCAGCAGCGUGUGAGAAUGUCGAUGUGGCCACUUCUUUUCACCCUGGGAAUCACCACAGCCACUGUUGUGGGAGUUGCAGCUCAAGGAACAUGGAGAAGAGACAACAGAGAGUCAAGCCCCUCUGUGCACCACUCUGAUGACAACUUCGAGUGGACCACAUGGUUUAAUGUGGAUCACCCUGGAGGCCGUGGAGACUACGAGCAGCUGGACGCUAUCCGCUUCUACUACCGUGCCCGGGUGUGUGCGAAUCCCAGAGCAAUUGAAGCCAGAACCACUGAAUGGGUCUCAGCUCGUGAAACUGGGGAGAAGGUCCAUGCAGACCCCACUGUGGGCUUCUGGUGCCUGAAUGAAGAGCAGGGUCCUGAUCGCAACUGCUCCAACUACGCAGUCCGCUUCCUCUGUCCCAAAGAUACCAGUGUGAACAACCAGGGCACCUGGGGUCCGUGGUCAGACUGGAGCCAAUGCCCCGCCCUCUGUGGUCAGGUGGGGGUCCAGGUGCGCUCCAGAACAUGCAAAUCUCUCUCUCUACCUUGCAGUGGACCUACAUUAGAAGGGAAAGCAUGCAAUGGACCAGAGUGCCCGGAAAUAGAUUGCUCCCUGCAGUGUGUGAUGGGGAGGGUGAAUGCUGAGUGUGAUGCAUGCAUGUGUGAAGAACACAUCCUGCUGGGUUCUGUUCGUGGUGCUGGUGGUCUCACCGCUGAAGGGGCUACCAUCCUUCGUUCUGACAAACUGCUUACCCUCACUGACCACAACGGACAUUUCCGCGUUCCCGGUAUCUGCCCGGAUGGCAACACCACCUUGACUGUGAGCCUGCAGGGUCAUGCCACUUACAACGCUGUUGUGCCCCACAGUUCUGAACGCAUUUCUGUCCUCAGUGUCCAGCUGAAACGAGCAGAGAAGCUUCACGUGUUGAGCAGCCCUGAGAGUAAGGUCAGGAAGGAGGGACAAACUGCCGCGUUCUGCUGCAAAGUGUCAGGAACACCACAACCAAACAAGUAUCAAUGGUUUCAUAACAACAGUCUCCUGGAAAAGCAGUUUGACAGCACGUUGGUCCUGAAAGAUCUGCGACUUGAGCAUAGUGGAGAGUACCACUGCAGAGCAAGUGGUCCAUCUGGGGCUAUUAAGACCAAACCAGCUACACUGAAAGUCUUAGGCAGAAAUCAGCAUUCGUGCAAUCCAAAGCCUGAAUCCCACCUCAUCCGUCUACCACACGAUUGCUACCAAAACAGCACCGACUCCUUUUACUACGAUGUUGGAAAGUGCCCCUCAUCUACAUGUACUGGACAGCUGGACAAUGGCAUCAGGUGCAAAGACAAAGUGUCUUACUGCUGUGGUGUGCAAAAGAUGGAGGAGAGGCAGCUUACAUGCCAGGGCUACCAGCUGCCCACCAUGGUGGUGACUGAGUGUGGCUGUCAGAAAUGUGUCAGCACCAAGGCCAUUGUGUAUGGUAGGGCCAUUGCUGCAGACAAUGGGGAACCAAUGAGGUUUGGCCAUAUCUUCAUGAAUGGAGUCCGAAUCAGCCGCACAGGCUACAAAGGUACAUUCUCUGUCCAGGUUCCUCCAGACACAGAGAGGCUAGUCUUGACUUUUGUGGACAACAUGCAGAAAUUUGUCAACACCACAAAAGUACUUCCAUUCAACAUGAAAGGGGGGUCUGUUUACCAUGAGAUCAAACUUCUACGAAAGAAAGCUCCUGUGACCAUAAGCUCUACAGAACUCAACACUCUGGAGCUUGGGGAGGUGGAGGGUCAAGAGGCAAUGGUCCAAAUCCAGAUUCCACCUAAUUCCUUCUAUACAGAGAGAGGAGAAGUCUUCACGGGUAAUGUAAAUGCUAGCGUGACGUUUCUUGACCCUAGAGAUGUAUCCACAGCUGCUGCAGCUCAAAGCGAUCUCAACUUUGUAGGAGAUGAUGGAGAUACCCUGCCGCUGAGAACCUACGGGAUGUUCUCAGUUGACUUUAGGGGUGAGGAAAACAAUGAGCCCCUGAACGCAGGUGAAGUGAAGGUGUUCCUGGACUCUGCCCAGGUGAAGAUGUCUGAGCACCUUAAUACCAUGAAGCUUUGGUCGCUGAACCCUGAUACUGGCUUGUGGGAGGAAGAAGGAAGUCUGCUGGUGGAGAAGAAAAGAAGAGGAAAAAGGGAGGAGAGAACCUUUUUGAUUGGCAACAUGGAGAUCAGGGAAAGACGACUGUUUAACUUGGACGUCCCAGAGAACCGCAGAUGUUACGUGAAGGUGAGGGCCUUCCGCAGUGAACGCUUCAUGCCUAGUGAGCAGGUAGAGGGAGUCGUUGUGAGUCUUAUAAACAUGGAGCCCACAGCUGGCUACUCCUCUAAUCCACGUGCCUGGGGCCGUUUCGAUAGCGUCGUCACCGGCCCAAAUGGUGCCUGUCUUCCUGCCUUCUGUGAUGAACAAAAAGCUGAUGCCUACUCUGCCUAUGUCAUGGCCAACCUUGGAGGAGAGGAGCUUGAGGCUGUCCCUUCUUCUCCCAAACUCAAUCCCAACCUCAUUGGAGUGCCUCAGCCUUAUCUGGACAAGCUGAAAUACAGGCGGACUGACCACGAGGACCCCAGAGUGAAGAAGACUGCAUUCAGCAUCAAUGUGGCAAAACCAAGUGCCAACACAGCAGAGGAAAGCAAUGGACCUGUGUACACAUUUGAGAACUUGAAAGAAUGUGAGGAGGCCCCGUUUAGUGCGUCACACUUCCGCUUUUCAAGAGUAGAAGGAGACCGCUAUGAUUACAACACAGUGCCAUUCAAUGAAGAUGACCCAAUGAGCUGGACGGAGGACUACCUGAGCUGGUGGCCCAAGCCCAUGGAAUACCGGGCCUGCUACAUUAAAGUCAAAGUCAACAGCCCACAUGAGAUCAAUGUGCGGUCCCGCAACAUGGGUGGCACCCACCCGAAGACAGUAGGCCAGCUGUAUGGUCUCCGAGACACUCGAAGUAUCCGUGACAUGGACCAGGCAGCUGUUUCAGCUGUGUGCCUUGAAUUCAAGUGCAGUGGGAUGUUGUAUGACCAAGAACGUGUAGAUCGUACCCUUGUGAAAGUGAUUCCACAAGGAAGCUGUAAGAGAGAUCAUGUCAACACAAUGCUUCAGGAGUAUCUUGUCAACCACCUACCUCUAGCAGUCAACAAUGACACCAAUGAGUUCACCAUGCUGGCGCCUCUUGACCCUCUGGGCCAUAACUACGGUAUUUACACAGUAACAGACCAAGAUCCUCGAACAGCCAAAGAGAUUGCACUUGGACGAUGCUUUGAUGGCACUUCUGAUGGUACAUCUCGUGUCAUGAAGAGCAACGAGGGCAUUGCGCUGACGUUCACCUGUGGAGAUCGUGAGGUGACACGCCAGAGUGUCUUCCAGGCCCUUCAGAACCCUCAAGGUCAGACACUGACAAGUGUGGUGAGAGGGGAUGGGAGACAGAACCGACGGCGCCAGAGGGCCAAUGUGCCUCGCAGCAGUCGUAGACGUAGCACCAGGAAUCCUACAGGAAGACGAGCUGUCGCCAGUUAAACAACACUGAAUAUCACAGCUCCACAUGAGAACAAAGUCAACACUUGCAAUGUAGAUGGGAGUGGAUAGCAUUAACCUUGUUUUGAUAUGUUUUAUAUUGACUUUUUUCAAAUUAUUUGAAUAUGUAACUAAAUAACGCUAGGCCAAUUUCUUGCAGUUUCUUCCCAAGGAACAUUUUCAAUGAUUUUUGUCUUAUUUUACAUUUUCGUACUGUGGUCAAUAUUUACUUGAAUCUGUAAAUAGAGUAUUUAUUACACAUGCCUUAAAAAUAAGUAAUCAGUGAUCUGGGUGCUGUGUCAUCACAUUAAAGUCUAUCACUGAUGUUGUAAACAGGUAAAGAAACAACAUAUACUUUUGACCAGUGAUUUAUUAAAUUAGAUGCUUAUAAAACACUGCAGAUGCUGUAUCUUCCACACUGUAUGUAUCCAAUUGUCCAUGUAAAAUUGAAACUGGUCAAUUGCUAGAAAAGAAAAGGAGAAACAGCCCCUUUCAACUAACUGUAGCCAAUAUGAAGACAUGGUGGGGUGAAGCCCAUAAGCCCCCGCUCCUCAUCACACUUGAUACAAGCCUGCAGAAGCAAUGAUUAGGAGACCAGUCAUAGCAAGUCAGUCCACUUGCCUGAUCCAUACUUUUUCAGCAUUAGUAGAAAUCAAAUUAGUAAAUUACAUGUUUUGUCAUGCACAAAAAAUACCUAUAAGCACUCUUUGCUCCAUAUUUUCAAGGAUAUUCCAGAGAUGUUUCAAGAGAAUGGCUGUGAGGUUUUAAAGUCACAAUUAUACUUGUCGAUCCCUUUAACCUUAACAGUGAAUGUCAUGUGCUCUCUCUGAAAAAGUACAACUACUACUUACAUGUUGCGUCAGUCUUAAAUCACCCACAAUGCAACCUUUCUUAAGAUAAAGAUGAAUAUUGUAUUGAAUAAUUGUUCUGAAUUUGGCAACCAAAGUUAUAGAUACUAUAUACUUUCCUGUAAGAACCAUCCACAGGUAAGCGAUACCUAUAAUAUAUACAUGACAUUCUGGGUAUAGAAUUUGCAUAGAACCUUUUGUUUCUAUGUCACUACACUUAUAACUGCAAUACUGUAUCUGCCAUUUUGACAGGAGCAACAUUUAAUAAAAAAUGAGCCCGCAAAACUCAGAUCACAGCAGUUAUGAUGUUUUCUCCACUGAAGCUGGGUCAACCAACAGAUACUACAUGAUCAUUUGUGUGUGAGUCGAGGCUGAAUGAGACAGAGUAAAGGCAAUUCCAUAUUUAUGAACAUAAAGAGAUGGUGAAACCGGAUGCUUCAUGGUAUA